CCGCUUUGGGUGAGCCCCACUUCUCUCUCUGCCCUUUGCUCACUUGCGCCCUCUCUCAAAAAAAAAAAUACUAUGAAAUGUUGGUUGUAAAGGAGUCCAGCCAGAGCGAAGCCACGCGCUCAGCUGUGCCACCGGCUGCUGUUGUGGGCCUGUCACUGCCCGCGUGCUUUCGCAAAGUGCCAUUUCUCGGCCUUCUCCUCAGUGUAGUGCGUCACCGCCGGUUUCCCCUCCCCAGCGUCCUACAGGGCUGUGACAGCCACAUGACAGCGCGUGCGCUGCAGGCGGUGUGGUUUUCUUCGAGUCCCUCACGGAGACACAGUGACUCCAGGCUCCCUUCCCUCCCGUGGGGCGCACCGUGGUCCCGGUCAAAGGGUCAAUUCCCAUUUUGUGUGUGGUUGAAUCGCCAUCCGGAAUCGAUGUUUAAGUUCACCUUCUCCCAGCGAGGCAAGGCGACCGUCCCCACAGCCUUGCCCAACGUGGGAGGGGUCGUUGACACCUUUUCCCCUGCGGACACCGUAAGGUGGGGUCUUGUUUUUCUGAGAGUUUCAAAAGUUUAUUUUUAUUUUUUAAGAGUGUGCGUGCGAGGGGCCGGGCGAACGUCAGCUCUGCGUGCCCCGUGGGGUGCGUGCACGUGUGUGUGUGCACAUGUGCGUGCGCCUCCUCCUUCGUGGGAAGCCGCUUUCAUUCAGGCGUGUUCCACGUUCCCCUCCACCGCCCGCGGGUCCGGAGUCACCCCUUGGCCGGGUGGUGCCCCGCCCUGCGAACGUGCCGCCGGUCUCCGUGGCGCCUGUGCACACAGGGCGGGGAACCGCGUCCUGCCAUCGCGACGGCGUGCCCAGCCUCCGGCCUCGCGUCACCGUGCCCCGACCCCCGUGCGGACGCCCCGUUUGCCCCGCGGGGGCUGUGGGCUCGGGAACCUGCCCUCGACCCUCCUGCCGCCGGCCCCCCGCACCACCCCUCCGGGGGCUCCCGCGCCCCGUCUCGCCCGGGGCCCCCGUGGCUCCCUCUCUUGCUCGGACGCCUGCUCGGUUCUAUCCCGCUCAGGAAGGAGAAGCGUCUCGGUUUUUAACGUGCUUCCUUUUUAUGAGGAGAGCAACCCUUUCCGUGUGUUGGCCAUGUGCGUUUUCUUCUGGGUGUUUGCUUUUGUUGUUAAUUUGUAAGAAUUAUGGUUAUUUUUUUGGUUAAUUUAUAAGAAUUAAAGGAGUUCCCGUUGAAAUAGAGCUGCUUUCUGUCUGACCCCAGUAUAAAGUGCAAGCUUGCAGAUACGUUUCCUAUUUUAACCGCUGUGCGUAAGUGUAAUCAGAAGUAUGAGUGUAAAUCGUGGGUGCUGCUUUCAUGGUUAAUUCUUUUUUUUUAAUUUUUAAAAUUUUUAUUUAUUUCUGAGAGAGACAGUCAGACAGAGUGCGAGCA
Molecule: messenger RNA, 1410 nt
Organism: Suricata suricatta (meerkat)
Lineage: Eukaryota; Metazoa; Chordata; Mammalia; Carnivora; Herpestidae
Exons: 2
Coding region: 78-1160 (360 amino acids)
Source: RefSeq, a predicted model, not a curated record